Molecule: messenger RNA, 1087 nt
Organism: Chironomus riparius
Lineage: Eukaryota; Metazoa; Arthropoda; Insecta; Diptera; Chironomidae
Source: the annotation of a GenBank genome assembly
UUGAAGCUUGUAAAGGAAAGGCAUUAAGAUUCAGUUCUCUCCAAAAAUGACCUCAAUUUUGUGCUUAAAUCAAGAUUGCUUGAAUAAUAUUUUCAAAUACUUCACGAUUUAUGAGCUCAUCGAUAUCGAAGAGACAUGCAGUGCAUUUAAGGUAACAUGUGAAGAAAUAUACAGCACCAAGAAAUUCCAUUCGUAUAGAAUUGAAUUGAGAUACUUGAGGGCGGAAUAUCUUGAUGCAAUUUUCGAGAGAAUUGGAGAUACGCUAAGAUCUUUUGAGUUCUCGGGCGGAGGAAUUAUGGAUGAAGGAAUUAAACAGACAGUCAUUGAUGCCGUAUCAAAUAAUUGCAUGAAAUUAAAUAAGCUAUCACUUAAUUAUCUCCAUUUUGACAACAAUCAAUUCCGGGAACUACAAAAGUGCUUUACUAAUCUUACAUAUCUUGAUUUGUCACGAUGUAAUAUUAGCGAAUCGCGUAUAGACUGCCUGGAUGGAGAAAAAUUUAAAAAUAUUAAAACACUAAAGCUUGCUGGAAAUGUGCAAAUGAGCGGAGCAUUUUUUAAAAGUAUGAAGCAUGUCGAGAAACUGGAUGCAACUUAUUGCUAUGAAUUACGAUAUUUUGAGUUUCAGCAGUUCCUUAAAAAUUGCAUAAACUUGAUUGAACUGGAUGUUUCAGCUAGCUGUCAAGUCAUACCUGAAGAUCAGGAUAUUUUAGAGCAAAUAUUGCAGUACCAGCCAAAUAUUGAGAGACUUAUCAUGAACGGCGUUGGAAUUGAAAGAAACAAAGAGAUUCUGUCCAAGUUUAAGCAUUUAAAACAUUCGAGUAUUACUGGAAGGAAAUUUGGAACAUAGGACAGGAUCAAUCUGAAGUGGGGUUAUCUCUAGGAACAAUUAUUUUUGGAAUCUGAGAGAAACAAUUGCCAAUAAAAAAAUCUAGUAAAAUCCUAGAAGUGAAAAUCGCUGAUUUUUGUUAAACCUUGGAAAAAACAUCACUUCAGAUUGCCAAGUGCUGAAAAUAAAAUUUUAAUACUAUAAAUUCUUAUGAAUAAAUCACAAUUAAAGCUUUUAUUGCCUAGAAAAUAAAUUUUCAUU